UUGACCUUGUCUGAACCUUGUAUGCAGUGCCUCUCGCUCUUAAGCUCUUCAUCCACAUAUCAACAGGGCAACCGGGGAUGGCGUCGUCGCCGCCACUGCCGCGCGUGUGCGUGACCGGCGGCGGCGGGUACAUCGCCUCGUGGCUCGUCAAGCUGCUCCUCUCCCGCGGCUACGCCGUCAACGCCACCGUCCGCGACCCACGCGAUCCGAAGAAUGCGUGCCUCGAGCAGCUGGAUGGGGCUCGGGAGAACCUGCGGGUGUUCAAGGCCGACAUGCUCGACUACGGCGCGGUGACGCCCGCGCUCGCCGGCUGCGAGGGCGUCUUCCACAUCGCCACUCCGGUGCCCGAGCAGGAGAUGGUUGACCCCGAGGCAAGUGUUCACCCAUCUCCUGGGCCAGCUUAUAUAUGUGAUGUUACUAUCUAUGUUACUCCCAUUGUGAGUAGUCUAAGAUGCCCGUGCAUUGCACGGAACACCAAGAUUGAGGGUGGAUGGCGCCGGCAGCGGCCAUCACAACAGAUUGUUCCGUGGCCUUCUGGAUGUGGUGGGGAAGAGAUAAGGCUGAUUAAAGAGAUGAUGGAUCCUACUGUCAAGGGAACCAUGAAUGUACUCAAGGCCUGCUCAGCUAUGAACGUUGAGAAACUCAUUCUGGUUUCAUCUGCCGCCAGUAUUUGCUUCAAUCCAGAUUGGCCAGAAGAUAAAGUCAAAGAUGAAAGCUGUUGGUCAGACAAAGAGUUCUGCAAGGAGAAUAAGAGCUGGUAUUCGCUUGCGAAGACCGAAGCUGAAGAGAUAGCCCUGGAAUACGGUGACAAGAACGGAUUGCAUGUCAUCACAUUCUGCCCUGGUCUGGUCUUCGGCCCUCUGUUGCAGCAUGUGGUGCUCAACACUAGCAGCAAGGUCCUCCUCUACAUGAUAAAAGGUUGCAAUCCUAACUCAAGUGCAAUAUGCAGCAUUUCUUUCUUGCUUUCUGUAACUCUGUUGUUCUUGGCAUUUAUCACUAGGGUAACAAUAUUUUGGGAAGUGCAUGGAGGCCCUGAUACGAUGAACAACAAGUUCUGGCCCAUAGUAGACGUCCGCGACGUAGCCGGCGCGUUGCUCCUGUUGUACAACAAGGCAGGGCCACAUGAGAGGUACAUAUGCUCGUUAGACCAAAUGGACUUGAAGGAAUUGCUGGAGAUAAUGAAGAGCAUGUACCCUAGCUACAGUUAUGCAGACAAGAUGGUCGACGUGGAUUACAAGGGUGCACUGACUUCGGAUAAGCUGAAGAAUUUGGGGUGGAAACCAAGGAAAUUAGAGGAUACACUGGCAGACAGCGUCGAGUCGUAUGAAAAGGCAGGGCUUCUUCAUGUUUCAGAUGGCGAACCCUGCCGGCUUCCCUUCUUCUACCGCAUGCCACCUUUGGUGGAAUGAGCCAGCACCAUUUAGUCAUUGAUUUUUAUUUUUUCUUGAGACAUCACUGAAUGUGUUUUGGAAAAAUAAGGAGGGGAUCAGGUCCCAUGGGUCA
Triticum dicoccoides is the source of this 1503-nucleotide messenger RNA. Its product is annotated as phenylacetaldehyde reductase-like. Lineage: Eukaryota; Viridiplantae; Streptophyta; Magnoliopsida; Poales; Poaceae. The record is from RefSeq and is a predicted model, not a curated record. Bases 78 to 1409 code for a protein of 443 amino acids. The transcript has 8 exons. Gene Ontology annotation, molecular function: oxidoreductase activity, acting on the CH-OH group of donors, NAD or NADP as acceptor.